AUGAGUGGUCGAGCCAGGAAAGGUGGAAUGGCAAGAGGAAGACCACCAAGGGAAGCCCAGAGUGGUAUGCCUGUUGAGGGUCAGCAAUAUGGUACUAGGAGGUCUAGGUAUCGACAAUGGCGGCAAGCUCCAGAACUGGCUCCAGAACCAUCUUCAGAAUCGGCUCCAGAACCAGUUCCUGUUUCAGAUCCAACCCCAAUUCCAGUUCUAGAAGUGACUCAGGCAGCAACAUUGACUCAGGCACAAGGUGGAGCAGAAACUUUGACUUUGCCACCACCAGCAGCAGCUAGGGCAUUAACUUGGUCAGAAAGGGUGGCUCAAUCACUAGGACGGGCUCGGACACCAGCACAGGCUCGGGCACCCAUACGCAUGCUACCACCACCAACACCAAUUGUAGUAUCAACACCAGCAGCUCAAGCCUCCACACGGGCACCAGCAGCUCGCGCCUCCACACGGGCACCAGCAGCUCGAGCCUCCACACCGGCACCAGCAGCUCGAGCCUCCACACCGGCACCAGCAGCUCGAGCCUCCACACGGGCACCAGCAGCUCGAGCCUCCACACCGGCACCAGCAGCAGCUCGAGCCUCCACACCGGCAGCAGCAGCUCGAGCCUCCAUACUGGCACCAUCAAGUGAGCUUGUUAGGCAUGAAGAACCAAGAGGAGCAGAAGGAGGAGCUGAAGAGGGAGCAAGUGCAUUUCCAGAAGGUCAAGUUUCAGCAAGAUCAAAGGAGCCAUCACAGAAGAAACAAUCUAGUAGAAAGAAUUUCCAUGAUGUUGGUGUGAAUACUAGGGAAAAACUACAUCAUUUCAUAGAGUGCAAAAGAGGUACUUCAGGGACUGUAGUCCACUUGAAGACAAAUCAUUUCCGGCUGACAUCUCUUCCCCAGUGGGCACUGUACCAGUACCAUGUUGACUUCAACCCACAGAUGGAUUCCAAAAGACUCCGUUCAGUUUUACUUGACACACACAGACAACUCCUAGGAAAACGUUAUUCUUUUGAUGGUACAAUAUUAUUUUCAUGCCAUAAGCUACAAAAGAAGGUUACUGAAGUAUUUAGUCAGACACACAGUGGAGAGAAUGUGAGGAUAACUAUCACUUUAACAAAUGAACUUCUACCUAAUUCAUCAGCUUGCUUACAGUUUUACAAUAUUAUUUUCAAAAGACUUUUGAAUAUAAUGAAGCUUGUACAAAUUGGGCGCAAUUUUUAUGACAUUUACAACGGGACAGAAGACUUGAGAGAUUUAGGGUUGAGUAUUUGUCCAGGUUUCAUUACCUCUAUCCUUCAGUAUGAGAAAGACAUUAUGCUGUGUACUGAUGUAAUUCAUAAAGUCGUCCGAAAUGAUACUGUCUUAGACCUCAUAAAGAAAUUUCAGAAAUCUCCAAGAACCACUUUCCAAGAAGCCAUUUGGAAGGAAAUAGCAGGACAAAUUGUUUAUACCAAACACAACAAUAGGACAUACAGAGUUGAUGGUAUUGACUGGAAACAGACUCCACAAAGCACCUUUAAAAAAGAUGGCUCUGAUAUCAGCUUCUUAGACUACUAUAGAAAGCAAUAUAGGACAAGGAUCACAGACUUGGAGCAGCCAGUCCUGGUCAGCUUGCCUAAGCGGAAAAAGGCUGAUGGGACAGAUCCAAGCCCUGCCCUGCUCAUGCCUGAGCUCUGUAACCUCACGGGUCUAACACGCUCAAUGCGAAGGAAUAAUAGGAUCACCAAGGGCAUAGCUAAUUGUACAAGGUUGUCACCUGAAAGAAGACACAGUGAACUCCGAAAACUAAUUGACAAUAUUCACAGAAAUGCUGAUGUCCAGAGAGAGCUUCAGGAAUGGGGGUUAGACUUUGAAAAACAAUCAUUAUCUCUCACUGGAAGAGUUUUGCCAGUCCAGAAACUCAAUGAAGGCAGCAGAGGUACAUCUAUCCAGUGUACAGAGUGGUCAAAAGAAAUCAAAAGAGUACAGUUAAAUAAUCCUAAACCACUGACUAAUUGGCUACUUGUCUUUAAUAAAGAAAAUUCAAGUCAGGCGGAACUCCUACAGAAGGAACUACACUUAACUGCACGCGAGCUAGGCAUAAACUGGAAGGAUCCUGUUACGAUAUCAGAUAUACCAUAUGAAAUCAAUAAGUAUCUGGAAGUCUUAAAGGAGAAUAUUACAAAACAGACUCAGAUUGUCGUUUGUCUGCUGCCCAAUAAUAAAAAAGAAAAAUAUGAUGCUAUAAAACGUCUCCUAUGUGUAGAUUUCCCAGUUCCAAGUCAGUGCAUAGUAGCUGAAACCUUAAACAAACCCCAUAUUCUCCUGGCAGUUGCUAACAAGUUGGUUCUGCAAAUGAAUUGCAAGAUGGGAGGUCAUCUUUGGAAAGUUUCUAUCCCUUUCAAAGAUGCUAUGUUCAUUGGUAUUGAUUGUUAUCAUGACAUCUCAUCAGGACAUCAAUCAGCUGCAGGAUUUGUUGCUAGCCUGGAUGCAUCAUUGACUAAGUGGUAUUCUCACUGUGUCCUUCAUAAAGCAGGGCAGGAACUUCUAGAUGGUCUCAGUGGUUUUUUAGAAACGGCAUUGGAAGCCUGGAAGGAGAAUAAUAAACAAUCCACAUUACCUAAAUUUAUUUUCGUGUAUCGGGAUGGCAUAGGAGAUGGUCAACUUGAAACUAUGGUGAAUUAUGAAGUACCUCAGAUAUUGAAUUGCCUAAAUUCUCUUCCUAAUUAUUCUUACAAACUUGUAAUCAUUGUGGUGAAGAAACGAGUGAAUACCAGAUUUUUUGCAGAGAAUAAUGGAAACCUCAUAAAUCCAAAGGCUGGGACAGUCAUUGAUGUGGAGGUUACCAGACCAGAAUGGUAUGACUUCUUUAUCAUAAGUCAGUCUGCAAAGGCAGGUAGUGUGACACCGACACAUUAUAAUGUGGUCUUUGAUAAUACUAACCUGAAACCUGACCAAAUACAGUGCUUAACUUAUAAGCUGUGCUACAUGUAUUAUAACUGGACUGGUGUGAUUCGAGUUCCAGCUCCAUGCCAAUAUGCCCACAAACUGGCUUUCCUGGUCGGCCAGAAUGUUCGUAAAACUCCCAGUAAGGACCUGUCAGAUCGUCUUUAUUUCCUUUGAAUAGCAGACCCUCCAGACUUCAUUCACAGAUGGAAAUUUUCAAAAGAAUCUUGGAAUCAACUUUACA
Messenger RNA from Antechinus flavipes (yellow-footed antechinus), 3157 nucleotides. RefSeq names its product piwi-like protein 1. The record is from RefSeq and is a predicted model, not a curated record. Gene Ontology annotation, cellular component: P granule. The transcript is spliced from 20 exons. The coding region runs from base 1 to 3090 and encodes 1029 amino acids. Gene Ontology annotation, biological process: regulatory ncRNA-mediated gene silencing. Gene Ontology annotation, molecular function: piRNA binding; protein binding. NCBI's taxonomy places the organism in Eukaryota, Metazoa, Chordata, Mammalia, Dasyuromorphia, Dasyuridae.